GCGGGAGCGGAGGCUCCGGGCGCGCCGCCAGGCGGGAGGGCUGCGGGCCCCAGCGCGCCUCGGAAGCACUUCUGCCGGGCGACCCGGACGUGGUGUGGGCGGUGACGGCGGGACUCGCCCGGGAGGUUCCGUGAGGAGCGCCGUCAUGUUCCUAACGGUGGCGGCUUUGGCCAAGAGCAAAUCUAAAUACAUUCUGGUGAGGAUGCAAAGUGCAGCUGAGACGGGCUAUGGUUUCAACAUAAGGAGACUCCGACUGCAGGAAAAACUGGUCUUGCUGAGAUACGAUCCCAUCGCAAAACAACGUGUCCUCUUCACAGAGAAGAAGAAAAUCCGCUCUAUCUGAACAAUGACUGAGCUUGAUUUAUGCGUGAGGACGAGCUGGGGGGAGGACAGGCUGAACGUCGACUCAGAAAUCGAGCAACACGGUCUGAAAAGAGAGGAAAUGAACUAGAAUCACCAUCUCCUGUGAUUUGAAGGCCAUUGUGAAUAAAACAAUGUAGACAGAGAAAAUUCUUAACGUCUGGACAUAGAUCAUCACAGUAACAUUUAUUUAUCUUUUGAGUUAUUUUUACAGUACUCAAUUAAAAAAAUUAAAUAGCAAAUCCCAUUGUCUGUGUUUUCCAUUGUGAAACAGGCUGUAAUCUUCAAAGGAGCUAUUGUUUUAUAAGGCAAUAAAAAUUAACAUUUUCCACAGCAGGAAUUCAAUGGCAGGAUUGCAAGUUUUUCUAACCUACCAGCCACAGAUUCAACAGUAGUGACCGCGACUUGGUGUCAUUCCUUGGAGGGGUAGCGUUGCACUGGCUCCUUCCUAGGAAAGGAAGAACACCAGUGGGCAGCUGGUGAAAUAAGAUGAGCUUUUGGAUAAGCUAUGACCGCUGCUAAAAUGGCUGAAUUAUUUCCAGUAAGGCAAGCAGAAUGGAUUCUUCUCUCCUUGUUUUUUGUCAGGCAUAAAGAAAGCAGCCACAGUAGUUCACUGAUGGUUUUGGAAGUUAUUCUUUAACUAGCCCACCUAUGUUUAAAGCAAUACGGCUAGAGACGUUUUCCAAAGUCUGCUUCAGCAGCAGUCUCAUCCCUUUUCCAGUUUGAGGGAUGUUCCAUAGCCUGGCAGAACCAGAGUGCAAGGUGGCAGCCCCCAUCUCAGGCAUGUGGGAAGAGAUGGGCCAGGGCUUGAUGUUCAGUGCUUCGUUACCAGCCAAAUGCUGGCUCUGGUGUCUGCAGCUGCGGCCUGAAGUUGCAGUUUCAAAGCUCACAUUCUGCUUCACAUGCUGGCAUCACACAUCAGCAGUUCUGGUAAAAAUUACCACCAGAAGGCCUGUAUCCUCCAGACAUUUUGCUGUAAAUUUUGUGCAGUACAGUACAGUAUAGCACAUUGUGUGGGAUGGCCACAAGCCCAGUAGUUGUGCCUGGGACCAGAGAGACCUGCCGUGCUGUGUUCAUAAGACCCACCACCCCCAUCUUGUCUUACUGUUGUAGAACAGGAAUUAACAGGAUUCCUCAAAUAAGAAGCAGAGACUUUCCUGGUGUUUCCAGUUAGCAGAGAACCUCAGUGCAGUCAGGAGAAUAAUGCUAUCUGGGAAAAGAUAAAAUCAGUACACUGAGCUAGACAAUGUCAAUUAGAAAAGGUCCUGUGGCAAGUCCUUCCUGUAAGGAUAUGAAGAUUGUGUCCCUGAUGCCUGGACGCUCACUGAUGCAACACAGUUGGAUUUCCUGAUCAUUUCCUCCAUGGGUAACUGGGGAUAGUAAGCCAGGUAGAAGGCCAGUGCUCCCACAAAACUGUCUCCAGCUCCCUAGAAUAAAAUAACAAACAAGUUUAAGCCCACUCACACAGGGACACAAUUCAGGUGCAUUUACUGGAAAGACAAAAAGUUGCAGCACUGACUGCAGGAGUCGGGAAAUUGUUCAGGGACUGAGUUCAAUUCACUUUUCUGUGCUUGGGAAAUUCUGCUAUGUUAAACUAACACCACCAUACUGUCUUUGUGCUCAGCUCUUGAAUCAAGAGGCUUAAACUUCAAGAAAAAGAAAUGCAAGAGUGCUACAGUUCAGAAAAAUGCUGUUCUAAACACUGCUUGUCAAAUUUCCUGUUGCUGGAGUGCCUGAUUCUGAUUUCUCAACCUGAAUGUUUCAUUAAAGCUAUUUUUCUCAUUUAA
Molecule: messenger RNA, 2147 nt
Organism: Pogoniulus pusillus (Red-fronted tinkerbird)
Lineage: Eukaryota; Metazoa; Chordata; Aves; Piciformes; Lybiidae
Gene: MRPL33
Product: mitochondrial ribosomal protein L33
Exons: 4
Coding region: 146-343 (65 amino acids)
Biological process (GO): translation
Cellular component (GO): ribosome; mitochondrion
Molecular function (GO): structural constituent of ribosome
Source: RefSeq, a predicted model, not a curated record